CCGUUAAAGGGAAGGCCGGGAGCCUCCCGCCCGCCCCUGCUCGGCGCGCGAAGCCCCGCAGCGCAGCUGUCUUUGGGGACGCCUGCAGCCGGAGGAGAACUCAGCGAGUCCGGGCCCGAGGCCGCUCUGAGGAUCGGGGACCGCUAUCCCUUUGGGCUGCAGAAACUCCGCUGAUCACAACUUGCCGCCAAAAUGCUCCUCCUGCUGCUGGGUAUCAUUGUCCUCCACGUCGCAGUGCUGGUGCUGCUGUUCGUCUCCACGAUCGUCAGCCAAUGGUUCAUGGGCAACGGACACAUGGUGGACCUCUGGCAGAACUGUAGCAUGACUGGGGGCAACAUGCGCGUCUGUGUCUCGUCAUCAGCAAACGAAUGGCUGCAGUCUGUCCAGGCCACCAUGAUCCUGUCCAUCAUCUUCAGUGUGCUGUCCCUCUUCCUGUUCUUCUACCAGCUCUUCACCAUCACCAAAGGGGGCCGGUUUUACCUCACUGGGAUCUUCCAGAUUCUUGCUGGUCUGUGUGUGAUGAGCGCAGCGUCCAUCUACACGGUGAGACACACAGAAUGGCACAUCCACAACUCUGAUUACUCCUAUGGAUUCGCCUACAUCCUGGCCUGGGUGGCCUUCCCCCUGGCUCUGCUCAGUGGGUUCAUCUAUGUGAUCUUACGGAAACGUGACUGAGGUGCCCAGUUCAUCUGAGGCUCUGGGCAGACGCAGGGGAGGGAGGAAGGAAACCUAAAAAAAGAAAAAAAGAAACAAAAAAAACCAAAAGCUAGCCAAAAACCCAAACUCAAACCAAACCAAACAGAGUGCAGUUAGGGGGGGUGGGGUUAGUGUUGAUUGAAGAUGUAUAUAAUAUCUACGGUUUAUAAAACCUAUUUAUAACACUUUUUACAUAUAUGUACAUAGUAUUGUUUGCUUUAUGUGUUGACCAUCAGCCUUGUGUUGAAACCUUAAAGAAGUAGCUAAUUCCCAGUUACCACUUUACAUUCUAACUGUAUAAUCAAGCUCAGUAUUAUUGUUUUGUUUUUGUUUUUGUUUUUCUGUUUUGUUUUAUCCAGAAAUUAAAUAACUCCAUCUCGCCCCUUCCCUUUCAUUUGAAAGAAGAUACCUCCCUCCCACUCCACCUCAUUUAGAAAACCAAAGUGUGGGUAGAAAGCCCAAAUGGCCAAAAGCCCUCUCACAGUGGUGACCUGUGUUCUCACAGAGGCACACGCUGCCCAUGCCCACGCCAAGCCUUACGCACGUGGACAAAACCUCAAACUGGAGCCCUUGGCAAAAUCACGGCUGUGGCUUCAGGAUGCUCGCCCCUGAGGUGGGUGUCCUGGUCACACGUCUAGAUGAGAAAUUAGUGACAAAAUAAAACCUAUGAAAUGGUGCUAUGUAUUUACCAUUCCUUAUGAUCACUAAUCUUCUAAACUACUCACUGGAAAUUCAAUUAACAAUUUUACACCAUAAAGUAGAAUGGAGACAGAAUAAUUCUGUGUAAUAUAAAUGGUUUAUAACUGCCUUUGUCCCUGGCUGGGCUGCUAUCAUUAUUAUGAUAAUAAGUCAUAAACGCAGCUUUAUCACUCCCACAUUUCCCUGCGGUCGGAGGGUCAGGACGAGUCUCUAGACCCUUGCGGCCAUGAGUUUCCAGGGCUCCGCUGGGUCUAGGCUGUUCUCUGUCUCCAAGGACUGUCUGGCAAUGACUUGUAUCGGCCACCAACUGUAGAUGUAUAUAUGGUGCCCUUCUGAUGCUAAGACUCCAGACCUUUUUGUUUUUGCUUCGCUUUUUCUGAUUUUAUAUCAACUGUGUGGACUAAGAUGCAUUAAAAUAAACAUCAGAGUAACUCA
Molecule: messenger RNA, 1830 nt
Organism: Myotis myotis
Lineage: Eukaryota; Metazoa; Chordata; Mammalia; Chiroptera; Vespertilionidae
Gene: PMP22
Product: peripheral myelin protein 22
Exons: 5
Coding region: 193-675 (160 amino acids)
Cellular component (GO): plasma membrane
Source: RefSeq, a predicted model, not a curated record